AGUUCAAAUACCUGUUUGUUUUUUUCUUACCUCACUCCAACAAUCCUCUAACCCUAACCUUCACAAUCAGUUAUUUUUUAUCUACACCGGUCUAAUACCAUGUUAGCACCUGGUAUUACGGUAAUGUUCCAGUGUUCGCAGAGAUUACAUUCAUGGUAAACGCUGCAUAUGUCGACGCAAUCAAAUGGCUUCUAACCCGUGAUUGGAUUGAAUCCCGGGCCUUAUUCAGUUUGGCACGAUGUUAAGCACACUGCAGAUAGAAAUGCAAGGUGUACACAACCCUCUACUCCACAUGAUAGAGAAACAUGUCCAUUUCCAUCUGCAGUGCCCUGCUGCAUCCUAUUACUACUGGACCAUGUCAGGUGUCAGGACCUUGUUCCAACUGGACUCACAAUGACCCAACUUGUAUCUGAACAGGGAUGAUCUCUGCAUUGUCUGUUUGGGCCCUCCAAGACCUAUACCAGGCAACAGACAGUGACUACUCCAGGGCCCUCCAAGACCUAUACUUGACAACAGACAGUGAUUACUCCAGGGCCCUCCAAGACCUAUCCUUGACAACAGACAGUGAUUACUCCAGGGCCUUCCAAGACCUAUACUUGACAACAGACAGUGAUUACUCCAGGGCCCUCCAAGACCUACACUUGACAACAGACAGUGAUUACUCCAGGGCCCUCCAAGACCUAUACUUGACAACAGACAGUGACUACUCCAGGGCCCUCCAAGACCUAUCCUUGACAACAGACAGUGAUUACUCCAGGGCCCUCCAAGACCUAUACCAGGCAACAGACAGUGACUACUCCAGGGCCUUCCAAGACCUAUACCAGGCAACAGACAGUGAUUACUCCAGGGCCUUCCAAGACCUAUACCAGGCAACAGACAGUGAUUACUCCAGGGCCCUCCAAGACCUAUACUUGACAACAGACAGUGACUACUCCAGGGCCCUCCAAGACCUACACUUGACAACAGACAGUGAUUACUCCAGGGCCCUCCAAGACCUAUACCAGGCAACAGGCAGUGAUUACUCCAGGGCCCUCCAAGACCUAUACUUGACAACAGACAGUGAUUACUCCAGGGCCCUCCAAGACCUAUACUUGACAACAGACAGUGAUUACUCCAGGGCCCUCCAAGACCUAUACCAGGCAACAGGCAGUGACUACUCCAGGGCCCUCCCAAGACAUAUACCAGGCAACAGACAGUAACCAGAGGGUUACUACUGAAGGGUUGUCUCACUCCAGUCCGGAAGAGCUGCUGGCUGUGCAGGCUUUCAAUCCAGCUCUGUUGUACACCAGAUUCAAGUAUUCACUAUUAUGGUCUCCUCUCAGAACCAUAUUUAUCUGAAACAGAUGCUGUGGUGGGUACUUAUAUUUGUUCUAUUUCACACGUGUACAAGUGUGUUUUAUAAACGUGUGAAUUGGGAAGUUUUCUUUUUUGCAUAUCCCAACCCCCCCUGAGACGCCCUCUGAGAGUGGUGUUAAUAUAGGACUGAACCCUAGACCAGACCCUAGAGGACCCUGGACUAAGUCCUGGAGAACCCUGGACCAGACCCUAGAGGACCCUGGACCAGACCCUAGAGGACCCUGGACUAAGUCCUGGAGAACCCUGGACCUGACCCUGGAUGGUACCCACCACCACUCUGACCCUGGAUGGUACCCACUCCUGCAGUAAUAAACAUAGUGAAUCCAGGCCGGGUAUGGUUGACCUCGGGGGUUCGUGGUCCUCGCCUCAAAGUCCCAUGAUGUAGAGCGCUGCCUGCCAGGGCUGAUCAGCCACUUUCUGAGAGGAAAGAUACAAAGAGGACUGAAGAAGAGGCAGACAAUAAGGGCCAAUCGGUGGAGGGCCAUAAAAAGGAUAGACGCACACAGACAGCCAACAACCCUGGACACAGACAGCCAACAACCCUGGACACAGACAGCAACCAACAGUUGUGGUGCAUUUAGGAGGACUGUGCUAUCCCAGGCUUCUCCUUGAUGCUGUACACUUUAGCAGGAGGGGGUACACUCUGUGGGGUGGCCGCCCUCGUGCUCCUCAUCGUGUCCACGGCAACCGACUUCUGGAUGCAGUACCGCUACUCGGGAGCGUCGGCCAAUCAGGGCCUCUGGAGGUUUUGCAUCAAUCACAAGUGCCACGCCCACACCAUCACUGUGGCCUUCUGGGAUGCGACAAGGGCCUUCAUGCUGCUGUCUGUGCUGAGCUGCUUUGCUGGCGUAUUGCUGGGCCUGAGUGCCUUCGGCAACGGCACCAAGAGCAGGAGGGUUCGGACUGGGGGCUUCGCUCUGCUCCUGUCAGGUUUCCUAGCUCUGUUAGCUCUGGCCAUCUACACUGGCGUGACGGUCAACUUCUUUGGCAAGCGCUUCCUUGAUUGGCGCUUCUCCUGGUCCUACAUCGUAGCUUGGGUGGCCAUCAUCUUAUCUUUCGCUGCUGGUGGGUUCCACCUCUGUGCCUAUCAGAAGAACAUUGCCGAACCGCCUCCUACCAAUGUUCAAGAAAGCUAAAUGGGAAGUAAUCUUUACCUGCACACUAAAGAAACAGCUACCAACCACUCGUCUUUACUAUUGUCACUGAUAGCGAUGUGACAGCAGCUAUGGAAACAACAUGUCUGGCAAAAUCUGCUGAACAGAAUAAAUAGGACUGAUUGACUCCA
Messenger RNA from Oncorhynchus tshawytscha (Chinook salmon), 2641 nucleotides. Its product is annotated as lens fiber membrane intrinsic protein. Gene Ontology annotation, molecular function: structural constituent of eye lens. Gene Ontology annotation, cellular component: plasma membrane. Lineage: Eukaryota; Metazoa; Chordata; Actinopteri; Salmoniformes; Salmonidae. Bases 1968 to 2492 code for a protein of 174 amino acids. The record is from RefSeq and is a predicted model, not a curated record. The transcript is spliced from 6 exons.